AUGAAGACGGACUGCAAAGAGCAACUUGAGCACAUGGUCAUGCUCGGCCAUCAGGAGCACUGGCUCAUCGAGGCCAGCCAGCUUAGCUUCAACCCGAAGAAUCUCAUUGGACGUGGCAACUACGGAGUGAUUCUUUCAGGUGACCUGUUGGGGAUGCCAGUUGCAGUCAAGCUGCCUCUGGCCAAUGCCUCCUUGUCGCUGCCGGAUUUGGCCAAUGAGCUUCGAUUUCUCCGACGAGUGCGACAUCCUCAUAUUGUGUCAUUUCAAGGUGCUUGCAUCCUACCGCAGGCAGAAAUUUUGUUCCUGGUGGAGGAGCUCGUGAACGGGACCAGCUUGCAGGCACUGCUGCCGGGGUCCUUGGAGCUAAACGCUUCAGAGAAGCAUGGAGUCUUGCUGGGAGUUCUACGUGCACUGCGGUAUCUGCACGGCCUUGUGCCCUCCGUGGCUCAUGGCGACCUCAAGCCCAGCAACGUCCUGGUCCUGGACCGCGACCGCUCUCCCAAGCUCAUCGACUUUGGCUUGUCACGGAUUCGUCAUAGCCAUUCGCGCCAGCUAGGAGGAACUCCGCGGUACAUGGCACCGGAGGUGCUGACCAAGACUGUGCAAAUGGCAAAGGCUGACAAGGCGGACAUGUUUUCUUUCGGAAGGGUGAUCUUCUUCGUGCUUGCAGCUGCAAACCCCUUGCAAGGGCUCAGCGUGCAGGAUGUGGUAUCUCAAGCUGAGAACAACCAGGAGUAUUGGAUGCGAUCCUGGGUGCUUGAAGACCCAAAAGACGAGGAUGGGGCAAACAUGCGAGACAUCAUCAGUCGAGAUCGCAUCGAGGUGCUCGCCAGCUGUUUGAUCGGCGCGCAGGGAAGCCCCCUGUGGCGCCGCUCUCCUCGAACUACGUCGACAGCCAUUGGGCAAUCAGCUGGUUUGAAAUUCAACUUGCUGGCCAAGCUGCAAACCGUAGAGUUGGUGACGGGUCCAAUCUAUGCUAUGCCUAUGUGCCCUAUUUCGGUCCUCAGCGGUCAUUGCUUCACCAUUGCACAAUGGCCCAAGUGCGACGGCGUGGGAGAUGCAGUGCAGGAUGCACUCAUGUGCAUAUCCUCGGGUGGCGCAUCGUUGGGAGCCUUCCAGUUUGAGGUCUCUCAGUUUUGCGCCCCACGCUUCGGUCAAUUCUGCAUAGAUCUUCAUGAACUGCAUGGAGGCAAGGUGGAACUCGUUGCUUCUGCACUGAAGGAGAUGAAGCUGGUCACGACAGCCCUCUUCAGUGUCGCGAUGCUAAACCGGCAGCUGACCCCUCCACAGUGGUGGGGCAUUUUUCUUUGCGCGCUGGGGGUGGCUGCUGUCCAGCUAUCAACAGCCGAGGACAGUCAGAAGCAGUCCAGCCAGCAGCAGGCCUGGGUCGGCUUCCUGGCCGUCUCCGUGGCUUGCAUAACCAGCGGCUUGGCCGCCGUUUACACCGAGAAAGUCUUCAAGAGUGGAAACUCCAGCCUGUGGGUGCGCAAUAUGCACCUGGCUUGCUGGUCCUUGAUCGCAGUCGCCUGGGGCCUUUUGGUCAAGGACGGCUCAAAGAUUCGCGAGAAGGGCUUUUUCCUGGGUUGGAACUUCCUCGUGUGCAUAGUCGUUGGCCUACAAGCUCUGGGCGGCAUGGCCGUAGCUGUGGUGGCGAAGUAUGCUGACAAUAUCUCGAAGGGAUUCGCAACAGCAAUCUCGAUCAUAUUGACCUGCGUGGCAUCUGUGUAUUUGUUCGAGCUUCAGCCGUCCGUGACAUUCAUGGCUGGCACGAUGCUGGUGCUCCUGUCUUUGUUUCUGUACACCAGACCUGCCAAGAGCAGCCAGACGAUCAAGUACCUGGAAGUGCCGCAAAAGGACCUUGAGGACGAGUACGACUAUGACUUAUCUGCCAAAGCCGAGCAGAAUGGGACUUUCAGAAUAGGAAAGCCAGAAAGCAGAUGA
Molecule: messenger RNA, 1941 nt
Organism: Symbiodinium pilosum
Lineage: Eukaryota; Dinophyceae; Suessiales; Symbiodiniaceae
Source: the annotation of a GenBank genome assembly